GGGCUGGUCCCCGCCUCUCAUUGUCAGGAGCCCGAGCCCGAGCCCGGAGCCAGCGGGCUGCUGCCGCCGCGGAGCCCCAGGCGGCGAGAGGCGGGACCCGGCUGCCUGGCAGGAGGCUCCGUGCCCGGGACUCGGGCUAAAAUUGUCUCUGUCAAAGAAGCUGCAGGAUUCAAGGAGAAACUGACAUGUUUAAAAUCACUCCUUUGAUCCAAACUGAAGAAAACUGAACCCAAGAACAGAAAAUAAAAAUGGCAGAAUUUACAGGUUAUAAGGAGACUUCAAAUCGCCAUCUUCGAUUCAAGUUACAGAGUCUUGGCCGUCGUCUUGAUGAACUGGAAGAAGCAACAAAAAAUCUCCAGAAAGCGGAGGAUGAGCUUCUUGACCUUCAGGACAAAGUUAUCCAGGCAGAAGGCAGCAAUUCUAGCAUGCUUGCUGACGUAGAAGCUCUGAGAAAAAGAGUGCUGAAAAUUGAAGGCAAGGAUGAAGAAAUAAAAAAAGCUGAAGAGCUCUGUCAGCUGAUGAAGGAAAAACUGGAGGGGGAGGAAAGCCUCACUCGAGAACUUAAAUCAGAAAUUGAACGGCUUCAGAAGAGAAUGGCAGAACUGGAAAAACUGGAGGAAGCUUUUGGCAGGAGCAAGAAUGAUUGUACUCAGCUGUGUCUGAGCCUUAAUGAAGAAAAAAAUUUGACUAAAAAAAUAUCUACAGAGUUGGAAAUACUUAGGAUGAAAGUAAAAGAACUUGAAGCAUCUGAAGACAGACUGGAUAAAACUGAACAUAGUUUAGUAAGUGAGUUAGAAAAGCUGAAAUCUUUAACACUGAGCUUUGCUAGUGAAAGAAAACACUUCAAUGAAAGAGAAAAGCAAAAUGAAAAAUUAAUCCAAGAGCUAACACAAAAACUAGAACAAAACAACAAACUAAAUAGGGCAGAUCAAACUAGAAAUGCAUCAAACCUGCUAGAAAGAUCAUCAAAUAGUCUUCUGGAUAGAAAUGACCUGAGAAUUGAAGAUGACUUGACAUCUGUGUUGCCCUCUAAAGAAGCCAGAAGAAAGGGAAGCUUGGAUUAUCUAAAGCAUGUAGAAAAUGAAACCAGAAAUAAAUCAGAAAAUCAAAAGAAUAAAAAUCAAGAAGACAACAAAGUGAAAGAUCUCAAUCAAGAAAUUGAGAAACUUAAAACUCAAAUUAAACAUUUUGAAUCUUUAGAAGAAGAACUUAAAAAAAUGAAAGCCAAAAAUAAUGACCUGCAAGAUAGUUAUCUGAGUGAACAGAAUAAAAACAAGCUCCUGACUGGUCAAUUGGAAGAAAUUCAAAUUAAAAUAAAAAAACAAAAGGAUAUGGAGAACGGUGUGGUGGAAAGUGAAGAAAUGAGCUUUCCCAGCAGAAUUAGACAUGACAGACCUAAAUACAGAGGUAUCACAGCUGAGCCGGCAAUUUCAAAACACAAGUCACGGGAGCUUUCACCUCAGCAUAGACGGGAGAGAACACGGAACAGAGAGUUCUCUUCCAAUAAUGACAAUUAUACCACUAGCAGCAAGCAAGUUCCCAGUCCAAGUUUAAUUACUAGGAGAACAGCAAAGGCAUCUAGUACAUCUGCUCUACUAGACACUGUGAUUAGUGAUACAAAAAGAAUGGAAGACAAACCAGCAGUUGCUACAUAUUUAUCUAUGCAGAAAGAUAGUGGUGCGCCACAAAAUGAAGUGAAGAAAUCGAGAGAGCAGCCAUCUGUGCUGAGUCGAUACCCACCGGCUGCACAUGAGCACAAAUCUUGGAAAGCAUCUUCCAAACCUGGGAAUGAAAGUGGACUGAAGACCAAGAUUGAAAAGCCAUCUCAGACAUUUAGUGAUGUUUGCCAAGGUAACUCUGAUGCACUUGAUGAAAAAUCAAGCAAAGGAGAAAUGACUGUAUCUUUGACUGAAAAGAUGAAAAUAAGCCAAGCAGAGAUGUCUGAUCUCUGUGUAGAGAUACCUUUUAUGAAAAAUAAUCAUGCACCAUCGAAUGAAACAGCUUCAUCAUAUAGAUACCAUAUCUCUUCUCAGAUGUUAGCAGCUGAAUCCACCAGCUCUAAAGCAGAAGCAGCAACAGUCUCUGUUGUAUCUCACAGACAGUCCCCAGAAGGGAGAUCUAAAAGAACAAUAAACUCCCAAGAAAGAGAAUUUACAGACACUUUUCAUGAAAAUAUAAAGCUCCCAACUUUAUUAAAGUAUUCAAACAACUCAAGAAGUCAAGAAGACAUUUUACAGAUUCUCACAAGUCAAGGUAAGGAGGGAAUGGACCAAUCUGCACCAUCAGUUACAGGUCAGAUAAAUGUUGGCAUAAAACCUGACUCUUUGAGAUCCAAAGCCAUCAAACCAGCUAUCCAUGAAAAACUUAGUACAGAUGAGGAGAUGGGUAAAAGCACCAAUGCUACUACUGAGUCGGAACUGGAGACGAGAAAAAAACCCAGCUCCAGAGAAUUCUCAAGCUCCAGAGGAGUUCUCAGAGCAUCUCUCUUUGAAAAUGAUAAAAAUACUGGAAAUGAAGAUGAUCCCCCAAAAUCCAUAAAGAUAUCUUCAGAUGCCACCAGUGUAGGAUUGAAAUCCAGACGGUCAUUCAGUCCCAGAGAAGCUUUGAGAUCAAAAGCCAUCAUUAAACCUGUAAUAGUUGAAAAGGACAUGAAAGAAGUAAUGGGAGGGGCUGGGUCUGAAGAAUACUCUCAAAAACAGAAAUCUCUCUUUAAAACUGUGACAAAUAAAAUGAAAAGCAGCAUAACAAUCUUCCCCUCUGAGCCAGCCAACACAAGGACCAACACAAAUGAAGCAGCAAAGGAAAGACAUACUUCUACCAGUAAUAUUAGAGUCACUCCAAAUGAGCUGUCAACCAUAACAAACAACAUCAGCACACCCUUUGAGAUCUCAAUUAAUAAGAGUGAUAUUGCUCUGAAAUUAUCUGAGGCAGAUAAAAUUGGGGACUUAGCUCUGAGAAACGCAACAGAAACACUAAUCUCAAGAAGCAGUAUUAUGAUAAAACCUUCUGAACCCAUUGAGAAGAACAGUUGUGAGCCAUCCUUAGAGACAAUCAGCUGGAAAAGCCAUGGGUCUUUAGAAUCAGAUUCACCAGAGACAAAACACAUCACUCUGAGAAGCUCUUGGAGGACAAGGCGGGGAUUACAAUCUUUGGAAGACUCUCAAAUCAAAGUGGAAAAAAAUACAGCUUCCAUUCGUACAAAGGCAUGCAAGUCAUCUACAGAUCUCUCUGAAACGGAAGGGGCCAAUGCAAGAAUAAAUUUACUUGAGCAGAAUUCAAGAAGGUCCAGGGCCACUAUUAAUUCUUGGAAUACUCCUGAAUUAGAAUUCAGAAGGACCCAAAGUAGCUUAAGUGCAUCUGAGCUAUCUACUCGAAGGAGCUACGUCCAUGAUCCCAUCACUGCUUCUACUUGGAAUCGCAAAACAUUACCAGAGGAAAGCAAAGAUUUUGUUCCCAGUUCCAGAAGAAAACAAUAUGGCUCUUCUGAACAGCUGUCCCAGGCUGAGACUUCAGAGAAAAGGCCAACCUCCCAGAUGGAGCUGCAGCGGCGCCCUGGAACCAGCCCCCAUGCACAGCUGGGCAGCAAGACAGAGGACCAGGCCAUUUCCCACUCCUCCCAGAUGACCUCUAGGAGAUGAACUUCUUUCCUUUCACCAAAUGAACACUCCAUUUCGUGGGGCAAGAGCCAAGGAUGUUACCAGCUGCAUGGGUGUCAUUCCUGCCUUGUAAAUGCAACGAAGCCUUCAUCUAGCCUGGAAUCUGUUUUCUGAUGUGAUUUGUGUGGGACAGAAGAUUAACCAGCACAUUUUCCUUCUCUGCCAGGAAGGUGGCUGCAGAGACUUCUCUCAGGGGAACCCCACUUCUCAUCUCUGGGCUGAGACUGGAUUUGUCUCCACAGGAAUAUAGGUCUGUAUCAGCACGGAAACUCCUCUGGGUCCAUGGCCACUGCUUCUAUAGCCUGUUACGGUACUUGCAGUACAAAAGAGAACCCUACAUUAACCACUGUAAUUUAUAAAGAACACUAGACCUACCCCAGUGGCCACAAUGCAACUGGCUCUCACAGCUGCUGAGCACAUCUGGUUUUUCAAAAGGAACCAAGUCCUUCCACAUCUGAAAGUUUUCAGUGUCAUGAUGAAAGUUUGCGUUAUUCUUAAUCUGCCUCUGCUAUUGCUCAGUCAAAACACCUUGCACCAGGAAAGCACAGGAUUUCCAAGAACUCUUCAACCACAUGUAGGAGGAAUGCAUUCACCCCAGGUCACAUCCCUGUGCAGAGAACAUUGCUUAGAGAGCUUCUUCCCCAGGCCUCCUGCCACAGGCCUGGCAUGCCUUGCCACCCCAUUCCUCCUUGGCCAGAGAUUUGAUAAUACAAGGCUGUUUACUGAGCCAAGCGAAACCGCAGUGAACGCUUCCCCCAGCUUGGACCUAGCUGCCUUUCAACCAGAGCUCUCUGUUCCCAUGGCCCCUCCACCCACCCUCCUCCCUGGCCUUAGCUGCCAUGCACUAAGGUUCAUGAGUGGAGCUUUGCACCCUGCACUCAAAGGCAGAACCCUCCUCUCCAAGAGGGCUUCUCUUCCUUCCCAAAAGGCACAAAUGAGCAUUGAGCUAAGAUGGGAUUAAUAUGCUCAGGCCAUUCUCCAGCCCUGCCAGGAGCCAUCCUGUGCUUCUCCCUUCUGGCCUGAGGCUGUUCUACCUUCUCCCCACUACGCCUCUGGACAGGGGCUAUUCCAUGAAUCUCCCCAUCAUGCUUCAGGACAGGGUGGUUGUCUGAACCUUCCUGUCUCCCCUCUGGCCAGGCUGGGAGCCAUUCCACCCUGGCUAGGAUCCAGGCACAAUCAAAGACUAUAGAAGUGUGUUUCCAAGGUCAAUGUCCUCAGCAGAAAGAGAUGGGGAGGGGAAGGGGACAGAAGCAGACGUCAUUGCAUUGGCUAUUAGUGCUGCAAGGCACCCACCCUGGUCAGUGAGGGAGAAGGGGGUGCUGCAUAUCUCCCAACCCGAUCAGUGCGGGAGGGAGGAGGGGAGUUGCAGCCUGGCUCCCAGCCUGGUCAUUGCUGGGCGGGGAGAGGGGCAGCAUGGCUCUGAGCCCGGUCAGUGCAGAGGGCGGGGUGGGGAGAGGUGCUGCCUGGCUCCCAGACCAGUCCAGUGAUCUCCUAGUCUGUUUGUUCUCGGGGAAGGCAGUUUGCAUGUGAACCACAGACGGGUACAGAGCCCUCAUGUUCCCAUAGGCAACGCCAUCCCUGUCCCAUCUCCCCAUCCCCAACUCACAUAUAGAAACACCUGCUCCUUUCCCCAGACCUCUCCUUUAGCCAUCAGGAGUGGCUGCCCCUCCCCACAGGAGAUCACCAGUGGGCCCAGCCAAUCCAGGGGCUGGGGUUAGGGAGGGAAGCUGGAGCAAUAAUAGGAGUCUACCGAGCCCCCGUGCACUGUAACUGGGGCACUCUGCACUCAGGCCCAGGGAGGAAGGAGUCCCUGUCAGGUCCCAGGAAACAACGUUGCCUUGCCCUCAUGCUUGCCACUGGGUCUCCCCAGCACCUGGAAGCCAUGGAGGAGCUCAGCCUGGGAGGCUGCUGGGUAAGGGCCAGUUCGCUCAGAGCCCCUGUGCUUGGCCUAUCCAGUGCAAUGUGAGGGGAGGAUUCAUUGCCUGACAUUCAUGCCCUCAGCCCCACACCAGGAGAGCUAAGCUCAUUUUGUGGCUGCCUCCUGCCCAUGCUGCAACCUCAUAUGGUAAGGACAGCAGAGCCAAGCAUGCCCUGAUGACAGGAGUGUCCUGAGCCUUAGUCACUGUGGCGAAGAGAGGGGGUGAUCUGCUCCCAGAACAAAUAUCUUACUACGUAACAUCUCAGGGCUUCCCUGUAAGACUGUUAGCUGCUGGGGAGCAGCCUGCUGCAGAUACAAGUCUGUGCUGCUACACUGCAGACUGGCCCACCUGUGGGGCUCAGGCCCUGGGGUCCAUCUGACACCCUCCCUCACACCUUAUGUAGCACCAAUUCCCCUUGGGGCCCACUGCUCCAGUCCCUCUACUUUGCGCCAUGUGCUGGGCAGAAGGAGUCCUGCAGACUCCUCCACCUACGCUUUGAGGCAGCUGCAGUAGGCUCUUCGCCCUCUGCUGGUAGGACGCCCUGGCGUAGAACAGUUUCCUCCCCACCCUCUCACAGCCACCACGAAUCUCUGCUGAAAGGGAGCGAGGCUGGAACUCAGUGUUCGUUGACAGUGUUAAUGCUCCACACAAUUGCCAUGUUUGUCCGUUCCAGGGGUGCGGAGGGAGGGUUUAGCCUUCACUUGCCUUCUUUCCUUUUAAGCUGGGCACAUCCUGUCCCAUCACACCUGGAAGCAGCAAUACCCUGAGCCGUCACUGGACCCAAAUUCCCAGGGUACCCCACAGGAGGCAGCGCUGCGUGAGCAGUAAGGCAGAAGUGCUCCCCAGGCCGGUCGGCCGGACGAGUAACACAAUCACAUCUGGGUCGUGGCUGGUUUCAUUCUCUUGGGAAGGGUGAUUGCACUUUUGUGUUAACUCCGCUCUAAGCAUAGUCAAAGUCACAGUACAAGGCUUUCUUUGUAUGCUGGUAAUAGACCAAUCCUUGCGCUUUGCCUCUUUCCCCCUUACUUUCCCAAGGUUCAUUGCUAAAAUUUCAACAGUGCUGAAGUCACUUUGAAGCCUAAAUCCCAGUGCUCUCACUGGACCUCGUCUCAGCAGUGAGUUGGGCUAUGUCAUCCCUGGUAAAUGGCUCCCUGGGCACCAGCAGCAUGUGAGCCCAUCCUCCAAAGGCUUGUUCUUCUGCCAUUGUGCCUCUGUGCCGGUCCAUGCACUAGCUUGCUGCUGGCUGAGCCUGCCCCUCUGUGCAGGGUUAGAGUAGCUCUCUGAGCCUUGCCAUUCAUGCAAGGAACUAGCUGAACCAUUCCCAUGGCCACCAAGGGGCAUUAGCCUGCAGUAGCUCAUCCCAGCCUCGGUGAAGGUGUCUAUGCUGUGGCUGUUCCCCUGCUGGACAACCCUUCUCAGUGCCCUCGAGGGUCACGUACCCAGCAUAGACUCUGUGGUUCCUUCCCAGCCUUUCCUCAUUCCCGCCCUGCCUCAGCUGAGUACAGGGCUGCCACUGGCUCUUUCCAAGGAAUUCAUUUCACUCCUUACUGGGGCAGCUUUGAGGUCACCAGAUGCCAGUCGUGUACCCACAAGUCCCUGCCUUGUCCUCUAGCCCUCACAGGCUCCCUCUCUAAGAUGCUGUGCAGCAAAGUGAUUUUGGCCUUGAUCCAAUGAAACUCCUAAGUAUGUGCAAAAAGAAAAGGAGGACUUGUGGCACCUUAGAGACUAACCAAUUUAUUUGAGCAUGAGCUUUCGUGAGCUACAGCUCACUUCAUCGGAUGCGCAUACGAAAGUAUGUGCAUAACUUUCAGCCCAAGUACAGUCCCACUGACUUCAGCAUGAAAGCUACACACAUGCGUAGAUGAUUUGCUGGAUCAGGGCCUUGGGCAAACGCAGCCAGCAGUGAUCUCUGGCCUUGCCAUUCCUCAGCUUAAUGCCCCCGUGUCUCCCGAGGCGGGAGCCGUGCUACAUGCACCAUCACUCCAGCUCCCUUCAGUCUGCGCAGAACCUGGGCAGGAGGACAGAACCUCGUUCCCUUACGUUGCUAAUGAGGCAGAGUUCACACAGCCCCUGCAUCUGCUCCCACUGAAGCCAGAGGGGGUGUUGCCAGACACAUCACUGAGAGCAGGAAUGGGGCCAUGCUACCUUAGAUGCAGUUAUCCAUACACUGGGUAGUGGUCUGCCUGCAAACAGGAACUCCCCAUUUGGACAGCCAUAAAACUCAAGCCCCACAAUCAGCACAGGGGGGCAGCCCACCUUCCCUGCAUUUAAACUCAUUUCUGAAAUUCAGGUCCAAUGCGACCACUGCCCUUUCCCUCUAACGGCCUUGUCACCAGAGCCAAGGGCAAAUGCAGUGAACCUCAUCGCUAACUCUGAAUGGUUCCAGCUCCCGUCAGAGCCUGUCCACACGCAGCAUCAGCAGCCUUUCAGCUGUGGACAAGAAGCACUGGAGUGUCCAGUGCCACUUCUACACUCCGCAGGAGGGUCCUAUGGAAGCCAGACACAGUGGAUCCAGUGCUGUCUCCUUACUCCAGGGCCCGGGGCCCAGAGAGAGGAGCAGAUAAGAACUUGUCUUCAGUUAUCCUGGCCAGUAGUUUGGACUGUUCAUUCACUACUUUAAGACAUAUUAUUUGGAUUCCUGUUCUUGAACAGAAACAAUCUCACUACCAUUUCACUGGUUGUAAAUAAUGAAUGUAAAUGUCAGUCAGUAACUGUAGGUUGUGGGUUAUCUUCUUAACAAAUCUGAGAUUAACUCUGAGCGAGAAAUCCUCAUUGAAACCUAAUGGGGACAUAUCCCCUAAACCUGAGUGCAAUAGGAGCUGAUUGUAUUAUUAAACUAAUAUUAAUGAUUUCAGGAAACAUGCUAUUUUACUCAAAUUGCACACUUUUGAGAACAGCUGUAAAAUAGAGUAAAUAUUUGUAAAUAUUGUCAGCACUGGGGAAAUGUUGUUUGUAAUUGUAGCAUAUGAAUAUGGUGGGGUUUCCAUGGACUUGAUAAUGCUGAAAAUGUGAAUCAGACAUUCAGAGAAUUCCAAAGUUGUAACUGUAUUUGUUGCCUGUGGGAGUGUGUAACUGUUGUUCUCGUCUCCCAAGAAACACUUGAAAAGAAAUCCAACCCUUUCUAUGCAGACCACACCUCCCAGCUAGAGAGGAGGUUUUGGCAAAGGGGGGUGUUCACGCUGCCCCGGGCAGCCUCAGGCCCCUCUUGGACUAGGUGGUUCAAGAGUAGCUCCCCUUAGCUUCCCUCCUGUCUGGAAAUGAAGCUGCAGCCGUCCCUGGGGAUGCAUUGCCCAAGGUGUGGCCCCUCCAGUGGCUCUGGAAAUUCAGGAGUCUGAAUUCCUGAUGUUCGUGGCUGUCUCAGUCGAUCAGUGCUGGGAAUUGCCAGGUACCAGCUCAUUACACACGACAGAGGCAACAGGAGGGCUAUGAUGCUGAAGAUGCUCAGAAAAGCAAGGAAAACAAGGAAUAGGGUGCAUGUGGCUCCGGUGGGUGUUUGGGGGGAAGGAUUUACACAGAGUGAGAAAUAAUUAAACUAAUGCCCACAUUUAAUAGAACUAGCCACACUCACCCCACUCGUGCAUAAAGACCAUUUACUGCGCAAAAGGUGAACAGUGAUGUAGCUGCUUUGUAGGGCAUACAGCUCAAGGGAUCAGCUAACUCUUCCUUGAUUAUCCAGUGUGCACUGGGGAGGCAUCUUUGCCUUGCUGCCAUUCAGCCCCUGAGCACUCCAGAUAGUGUGGAAUAUAUUUUUAAGAGACUAAAUACAUUUUUUUGUAUUUGUAGAUGUUUGAUUGGGGAACUGGGUCCAGUCAUGGUGUUACAGGCAGAUAGUAAACCAGGUAUCUUUUCCUUUUCACAUAUUCCUGCUAAAUUAUGUGAGUCCAAUUCAAGUUAAUUCUUUUCCGAGGUUCUAUUAUUUACAGUUCCCCUCUACUCCAGACACACCAAGAGAGCUACCAGCAGUGUCCUGACUCUCACAAAACUCAUGUAAGCAUGUUCAGUAGGGGAAAGCCUGCUCAUUCCUCUCCACACUGCGUAAAGAUGGUGCUCACCUCCUACCAGUUAUAUAGUGCUCCUAGUCUGCAUGCCAAGUUUAAACACAGUUUAUCUGCAUGUAUCUCCUGACUGAUGCUGUCAGCUCUACAAUAUGUAAUCAAUAAAAUUAUCCCUUUGUACGUGU
Chelonia mydas (Green sea turtle) is the source of this 9755-nucleotide messenger RNA. It is a transcript of the gene LUZP1, whose product is annotated as leucine zipper protein 1. The coding region runs from base 249 to 3638 and encodes 1129 amino acids. The record is from RefSeq and is a predicted model, not a curated record. Lineage: Eukaryota; Metazoa; Chordata; Testudines; Cheloniidae. The transcript is spliced from 4 exons.